This is a messenger RNA of Candidula unifasciata, 1029 nucleotides long. The record is from the annotation of a GenBank genome assembly. NCBI's taxonomy places the organism in Eukaryota, Metazoa, Mollusca, Gastropoda, Stylommatophora, Geomitridae.
AUGUCAGCAAUAUUUGCUCUCGCCAACUGGUCGAAGCUCCAGGGCAGCAAUGAUGAUCACUGGUCAGAUAGGGUCAGCCAUCUGUGGACAGUGGGUAUUCUAGUUAUAUUCUCCACGCUGGUCAGUUCAGCCCAGUAUGUGGGAGAUCCGAUACAAUGUUGGUGUCCGGCGCAUUUUACAGGAGGUGUGAACAUAGACCGUUUGGUUGAACUAGCAGAAAGCACUCAACUCAGCAAACCUGAAGACAGAGAGAAAACGACCAUUCACGUUGCUAAGUAUCUGGAUAUUUGGCUCAGAACACAUCACUAUUAUCAUUUCAACCUCAUUGUGCGUGUGCGCCAACAAUUUGGCAAUAUCUUCUGCUUCUGGUUUGCCAAGAGAGCAGGAAAAUUUCUGAUCGGAUUCUAUUUAUUUGUCAAGUUUUUGUACGCUGCCAAUGUUGUCUUCCAGUUUUUCAUCCUCAAUAAAUUCCUCUGCAUGGAUUAUACAGUGUAUGGAUAUGAGGUGAUCAAAACACUGGUGACUGAAGGUGAAUUCAAAGAUGCACCUCGAUUUCCUCGGAUCACCCUGUGUGAUUUUGAAAUUCGGCAGCUUGAGAACAUUCAGCGAUAUACAGUGCAGUGUGUUUUACCAAUUAAUCUGUUUAAUGAGAAAAUCUUCAUCUUUCUUUGGUUUUGGUAUUUGUUUGUUGCCGUAAUAUCCUGUUGGAGUUAUCUAUCUUUGCUUAUUCAUUUUCUUAUAAAACAUAAUCGUUCACAUUAUGUCAAAAAGUAUCUGAAACUCCAAGACAAUUUAAAAAAUGAGACAGAUUCCAAACUAGCAAAAAAGUUUGCUCAUGAGUAUUUGAAAGACGAUGGCAUUUUUGUGCUGCAGCUUGUUGCCAAGAACACAUCUGAGAUUGUCGUGACAGACCUGGUCAACAGCCUCUGGAGUCUGUACAAAGAGAGUCAAGAAACUGUGAGACCUAAUUCAGAAAUGAAUUCAGUUUCUACUGUUGAAAUGGAGCCUAGUGGACUCACCAAACUUUAG